GGGACUUCUGGAUGGGAAGCCGUGGAGAAAGAAGGGGCGUGGCUUGUGCCUAGGUCUGACUGACAGGUGUAGAGGCGGGACUUCUGGAUGGGAAGACUCGUAAGCCGUGGAGAAAGAAGGGGCGUGGCUUGUGCCUAGGUCUGACUGACAGGUGGCUGAGGCGGGACUUCUGGCUGGGAAGACGCGUCCGCGAUCUCCGAUUGGCCCUUGAGUCUCGGGAGGGGGCGUGGCUGGUGCCGGGCGAAGGCCCCGGAUGUGUAAACACGGAAGCGGCGGUCGGGCGGUCGGGGGCCAUGGCGGCGUCCGGGGCGGAGGGUCGCGUGCGGGAGUGGGCGCGGGCGCAGGUGGCGGCGGGGCGGGCGCGCGUGGUGCUGGUGACGUCUGGCGGGACGCAGGUGGCGCUGGAGGCGCGCCCGGUGCGCUUCCUGGAGAACUUCAGCAGCGGGCGUCGCGGGGCGGCCUCGGCGGAGCGCUUCCUGGCGGGCGGGUACGGCGUGUGCUUCCUCCACCGGGCCCGCUCCGCCUUCCCCUUCGCCCGCCGCCUCCCCGCGCCCGGGCCCGCCCUGCUCGACCUGCUCCGCGAGGGAGACGGGGGGCCCGAGGGGCGCGUGGAGGUGGCGCUGCCGGGCCUGGCCCCCGCCCUGCAGGCCUACCGCCGCGCCCGCGACGCCGGCGCCCUCCUCGCCCUCGAGUUCACCGCCCUCGACGAGUACCUCGCCCUCCUCCGCGCCGCCGCCACCGCCCUCGCCCCGCUCGGUUCGAGUGCCAUGUUCUACUUGGCGGCGGCCGUGUCCGAUUUCUACAUCCCUCCGUCCGAAAUGCCGGAGCACAAGAUCCAGUCUGUUGAUGGGCCUCUCCAGAUCACCAUGCGGAUGGUUCCGAAGAUGCUGGCCCCGCUGGUGAGGGACUGGGCCCCGGAGGCCUUUGUCAUCUCCUUCAAGCUGGAGACGGACCCCUCGCUGCUGAUCAGCAAGUCCCGCCAGGCCUUGGAGACCUACCGGCACCAGGCGGUGGUGGCCAACCUGCUGGAAACCCGCCGGACGGCCGUGACCGUGGUCACCCGGGAGAGCGAGACCAAGCUGGUGCUCUCCGAGGAGGAGGCCGCCCGGGGCCUGGAGAUCGAGGACAAGAUCGUGGCCCACCUGGAGGCCCAGCACCGGGCCUUCAUGGCCGCCAAGUGACCCCCCGCCCAGGCCCCACACCCACAUCCGGGAACAGCCUUUGUGGUCCGGGCGUCAUCCGAGUUGCCUUACCUUGCGAUACUGCAACACAACCUGACCAUUAGUAUUAUUAUUUGUACAACUGCUGCUGCUGCUGCUGCUCUGGGGUGAGGAAAACAAUACUGUAUGUACAAGAACAUUCCAAGGAUUGGACUUUCUCUCUUGGCUUGGUGUUUGGUUCCUUUCGGCUAUAACCAUCCUCUGAUUCCCCAAAAUCACAGUCUGAUGAUGGAAAUAAUAGUAAUAAUAAAUUUUAUUGGGUUACAACA
This is a messenger RNA of Anolis carolinensis (green anole), 1489 nucleotides long. It is a transcript of the gene ppcs, whose product is annotated as phosphopantothenoylcysteine synthetase. Gene Ontology annotation, molecular function: phosphopantothenate--cysteine ligase activity. NCBI's taxonomy places the organism in Eukaryota, Metazoa, Chordata, Lepidosauria, Squamata, Anolidae. The record is from RefSeq and is a predicted model, not a curated record. The transcript has 3 exons. Gene Ontology annotation, biological process: coenzyme A biosynthetic process. Gene Ontology annotation, cellular component: cytoplasm; nucleus. The coding region runs from base 294 to 1181 and encodes 295 amino acids.